This is a messenger RNA of Brugia pahangi, 231 nucleotides long. NCBI's taxonomy places the organism in Eukaryota, Metazoa, Nematoda, Chromadorea, Rhabditida, Onchocercidae. The record is from the annotation of a GenBank genome assembly.
AUGAAGCCUGCUUCAUCCAAACUAUACCAUAUGAUGCCAAAAGUGGAAUCAUUAAACAAUGUAUUGCCAUCACUUAGUCUUUAUAUUAUUUAUCGCAGUGAUUCUGGCAUCUCAUUAUCCAAUCAAACAACAAAGCAACAUGCGGAUUACUCGAAGGCAAGAUCAAGACUUGAAAUGCUAAAUAAUCUUCAAGUCCAAUGGCACCAUGGUUUUUCACACUGGAUGCAUUAG